GAAAGCGUUGACGCGUGACAAGAGGAAAAAGGAUUUGCAGAAUGAAGGGAGAGACGAAUAUCAUCUCCCCUCCAAAGAUUAAAUAAAAAAUAAAUUUACCUAAUGGGGGGGCAACCAGUUCGAAAUAAGCGCCAUCUGAUCUCAUACACUUAACCCAUAGCCCAUAGCAUAGCCGUGGUUUAGUGCAUCGCGUGUUCGUGCAUCAGUCUUCUUUAAACCGUGGUGGUAUGUUUAUUGAUCAUCGAUCCCUCGACUUUGGCCGGUAUCUAUUUUCUGUUCCAGAAAGAUAUCCAAUAGAUCGAAUUUUGCUCCUUCGUGUUUGUCAUGAUUAAAGAUAGGAUUAAUUUUUGCCAAAAUGACAGUUUAGCGACAAUAUGACGGAUUAGUGGUAAUAAUAACAAAGGAAAACAAAUGUCAAUUUAUAAUAGGAACGACGACGUUCAAAUCAAUAAAGAGGGAACAAUGGUGUCUGUGUCAACGAUUCAACAAUCAAACGAGUCCUUCAAUAAAAUCAACAUAGAAGACGAUAUAAAACAACAGUUGGCAUAUUUACACAAUCGACGGCCAGCCAUACAGUCACGAACCGAUAACAAAAUACAGGACUUGAGCGAGGAACAAAUGGAAAGCAAUUUAAAAUUAUUAAAAUUCGUAGCCGAUUCCCAGUUAACAUUAACUCAAGUUAAUGGUCAGAGGAAGCUCGGUCCACCUCCUGGCUGGACAGGACCUCCUCCUGGUCCGAAAUGCGAGAUUUUCGUUGGCAGUAUCCCCCGAGAUUAUUACGAACCGGAAAUUGUUCCUAUAUUUAGUACUGUAGGAACAAUUUAUGAGUUACGCUUGAUGAUGGAAUUUUCUGGCAUAAAUAGGGGUUACUGUUUUAUUAUGUACACCACCGAAGAAGAGGCAGCUCGUGCUGUUAAAGAAUUAGAUCAGCAUGAAAUUUAUCCUGGGAAAAGAAUCGGUGUUGUUGCAAGCACAAAUAAUUGUCGGCUUUAUAUUAAUCAGUUGCCUCGAAAUCUCGAUUCUAAAACAAUUAUCAAGAAAAUUUACGAAAUGACCGAUGAAAUCGAUAAAGUGGCCGUUUAUAGAAAUUUCAACGGCUUCGUUUGCUAUGUUCUGGUUUCGUAUAAAACUCAUCGAGGUGCCGCCAUGGCGAGAAGAAGAUUGGUGCCUGAAUCGGCCAUGCUUUUCAAAAAUUGCGAGGUCAACAUAGAAUGGGCUAAUGCGAACAUGGCACCUUUUAACGUAUAUGAAGAAAGUGGAACAUGCGACGAAGAAGGCAAUAUAGUAAUAACAGAAACGUUUAUCGAGCCAGUUAAAACUAAAAAGGUCGCGAUUCGUGCGAAACAGAAGACCAUCAAUAAACGAUCUAACAUAAUAAACAAUCAACGAAUGCAAAAAUCAAUCGAUACGUCGGUUCACAAAGGCAGACCCAUAAAAGCUGCGUCGUCCAAUUCGUUGAAAAGUCUCGAUAAUCCAAGUCAAUGCAAACUUGAAAAAUGUCGAUCAAAAAGUUUCGUUUGUUCCAAUUGUUGUUCGUUGGUGGAAUUUGCAAAGAAAAAGCACAAAUCAAAUGGAGCGUGUGACAUCAAUGGAAAUCUGAGAAACAGUUUAGAUCAUUCUUUACCGCACGAACAUUCCAAGCAGAAUUGCGCUCAACCGGAUCACUCGAAAGCAGUUCUUCCUGCGAUUAGUACAUAUUUAACGUAUUUAAACAAAGGAAAACGCUUGAAGAAUCUUAAAUGGAACGAGUUGCAAAGAUGUUCGAACAAUGCUUUAGGUGAACUAGUUGAAAUAAAAGCGUGCUGGUUGUUUUCGACGCGGUACCAAGCCCUCUUUAUCUAAUCAGAUGAUACAGCGUACGUCGACAGAGGGAUAAGACCAGUAGAAAACGAACGAUAAUAUACCUCGAAAUAUAACAUUUAUUGUUAUUUUAUUUUCCUAAUGCUUGUUUUCAUACGAUUAAUUCAAUGAAAUUAUUGUGAAGCGUUAUUGUAUUCUUAUCCCUGACCAUUCUUUUAAGCGCUAUUGAUCUAAUUA
This is a messenger RNA of Bombus pascuorum, 2037 nucleotides long. Its product is annotated as RNA-binding protein 47-like. The coding region runs from base 412 to 1842 and encodes 476 amino acids. The record is from RefSeq and is a predicted model, not a curated record. Gene Ontology annotation, molecular function: mRNA binding. Gene Ontology annotation, cellular component: nucleus. NCBI's taxonomy places the organism in Eukaryota, Metazoa, Arthropoda, Insecta, Hymenoptera, Apidae. The transcript has 5 exons.